This is a messenger RNA of Asterias rubens (European starfish), 1418 nucleotides long. RefSeq names its product centromere protein O-like. The record is from RefSeq and is a predicted model, not a curated record. Lineage: Eukaryota; Metazoa; Echinodermata; Asteroidea; Forcipulatida; Asteriidae. Bases 127 to 1002 code for a protein of 291 amino acids. Gene Ontology annotation, cellular component: kinetochore; Mis6-Sim4 complex. The transcript is spliced from 7 exons.
UCUACUGCGCAUGAUCAAUAGAUUCGUAAUGUCGUCUGCUGACAAAACUGCUUUUUCCGGUGUUAAAGUCAAAAUAUAGCCCAUAAAAAAGAAAUUCUUCGAUAGAUUGCAAUAUUUGUGGCUGAAAUGAAUGACCUGAAAUCUCUGAAUCGACUUACCAAAGGCACUUUGCACAGCCUGCAGCAACUGGAAAACAUUACCCAUGAUACAUUGGAUGAGAGAGAGAUUGUAGCUAAGCAGCAACGACAGCUCGAUGCGUUACAUAAAACGCUACAGCAGCUAGUACAGCAGCAUGAUAGGUUGACAUACAAACUCAAGCAUGGCCCAUGCCAGGUGUUGAAUGAACUACUCUGUAAUGAAGAUGGUACUAUCGAGGUGACGACAGAAGCCCAACACGCUGCUGCUACUAGCUCAGUGGCUUUUGCUAAGAGACUAAAAGCGCUGGAGUUUGUUCAAGCAUAUAGACUGUCAGGUGUAACAGUUACAACCGUAAGUGACAAACGAAUUCGUCUGAGAUGGGAUACAUUCUACUCGGCUGAAUAUUACGAACCUUACUACAUGGAACUAGAGUUCAAAGGUCAAUUACAAGUCUAUCGCCAUACCUUACCUUACUUCAUGCCGGUAGCGGACAUUGCGGAGCGAUGGUUGAACGAUGAUAUGAGACACUUUGUUGACGAGAUUGGAGACAUGCUGAAUGCCUUUGUUUCUAGAAGACAACAAGUCAAUAAACUAAAGCGAGACCAUAAAAAAUGCAUCCACGAGGACAUGACCCACAACCAAUCAUUUAACUGCGUUCAGUUGACAUUGUUACCUAGCAACAAACGCACAAGCUCUGUGUACAUAGAAAUAUUCUACGAUGACCUUAAAACUGCAUUACCAACAAGAGUUCAACUGAAAGAUGAUGAUGGAAAGCGUACUGCAUCAGAAAUGAGACAAAUUGAAUCGUCAUUUCAGAAACAUGAGCUCUCCUUGGCAUUAUCAUCAACACUGUGUAGACAUUAACAAUGUUUGCCUGGUAAUUUAUCAUCAAGAAGGGACAAUUUCAUAUUGCAAGGAUACUUCCAUUAAUAAUAAAUACUAAUCAUAGUGGCUUCUGUAGCACUCACAUAUGAUCUGCAACUCUGUGACGCUCAAGGCGCUUCCACAUUCAGUUUAACCCCUGUAAGGUAUUGUGAAGCUUGAAGUAUGAGAUCAAUAGACCGAUCCAUUAGGCUCUGCCCAAGGCGCAUAUGUGAGCAAGAACACAAGAGCCUCUCCAAUGCCAUUCUCGUAACUCUGUCGCACGCGCCAAGCAUACGCGCACGCAUGUCGGACUUUAUUUUGUCUGACUUUUGGCUGCGAAAUGGGUUGUGAUUGGUCAAUACACAAUGGAGCGGAGCUUAAUGGAUUGGUCUAUUCCUUUACAUCGCACCUUGUAA